Molecule: messenger RNA, 777 nt
Organism: Acanthosepion pharaonis
Lineage: Eukaryota; Metazoa; Mollusca; Cephalopoda; Sepiida; Sepiidae
Source: the annotation of a GenBank genome assembly
AUGCCCCACACUCUCUCACUCUUCCCUCUUUCGUUCGGAAUCCCACACUCUCUCGUUUACUAUCUCUUUCUAGCACUGCACCACCUCCCGCUUUGGUACCGGACUCUUCUCUCACCGGCCACCCACACACGCACGCAAUCCACCAGAACACCCACACGAAAACAACACUCAAUAUUGAAAAACUUGUUUCAAACCUCUGCCCCCGCACCCUCUCGUUCUUUUCUCUCUCUCUCUGACGCGCCCGCUCGUUUCCUAUCUUUUCUCUCUCUCUCUCUCUUUCUCUCUGACACGCGCCUGCUCAUUCUUUUCUCUUUCUCCCUGACUCGCACCCGCUCGUUCCUAUCUUUCUCUCUCUCUUUCUCCCUGACUCGCGCCCGCCCAUUCCUCUCUGACUGCCCGUCUCUCUCUCACUCUGUCUCGCGCCUUACCCUAUGUUACAUUCCCUCUCACAUUUUCUCUCUCUCCUUUUCUCUCUCUGUAACACACAUUCGCAUAUACUCUCCUUCUGACACAUACCUGCUUACAUUCUGUCGCUUUCUACCACACAUCCGUGCCUAUUCUCUGUGUGUGACACAUAUCCGCCACUAUUCUCUUUAUCUCCGACACAUAUCCGUACCUAGCCACUCUUUCCCCUUCUCUCUCUCUCUCUCUCUCUCUCUCUCUCUCUCUCGCUGGCACACAUCCGCGCCUCUUCUCUCUCUCCCUGUGACACACAUCUGCUCCUCUUCUCUCUCUCCCUGUGACACACAUCCGCGCCUCUUCUCUCUCUCCCUGUGA